Molecule: messenger RNA, 927 nt
Organism: Arctia plantaginis
Lineage: Eukaryota; Metazoa; Arthropoda; Insecta; Lepidoptera; Erebidae
Source: the annotation of a GenBank genome assembly
AUGUUGUGUGUUACUUUGAUAUUAAUUGCGGUAGUAAGCUGUGGUGCGAGGGAGCUACGGGAUGAGAGUAACGCAGAACAGUUCAGAAUCUCGAAGGUCUCAAUCGAAUCACUGAAACCCAAUGACUCGAGGGUCAUAGGAGGCUCGCCCACGACUAUAGAGACAUACCCGUUCAUGGUACAGAUCCUUAACAACGAGCGGUUUUCCUGCGGGGGUUCAAUAUUGACCACACAGCACGUCCUCUCGGCAGCUCAUUGUUUCUUUGCCCGUAAUGGUACAUUCCUCGGCGCCGAUCCAUUCUCUAUACGAGCAGGAACCUCAUAUUUAGAUGGAGAGGGUACAGUCAUCUCGGUAUCAAGAGUUGUUGCCCACGAGAGCUACAACAACACCACAUACGAUAACGACGUAGCAGUACUGUUCCUCAGCUCUAAUCUACAACUGAGUGCAAGCGUGCAGAGCGUCAGCAUCCCUUUUCAGGGGGAGACAUUGCCUUUUAACAGCAGGGUAGUGACCGUCGGAUGGGGGAGGACUGUAGUAGGUGGUGUAGCGUCAAAUGUGCUCAGACAAGUCCCCGUCCUGACGGUCAAUCGGGCUGUUUGCUAUGAACGCUACCAAGCGUAUGCAAACCUCUUCAAUGCACCUUGGUCGAUCAACGACAACAUGAUCUGCGCUGGACUGCUGGAUAUUGGAGGGGCUGAUGCAUGCCAAGGUGACUCCGGAGGUCCUCUAGUCCAUAACGGCAUUGUCGUGGGCGUUACAUCUUGGGGCCUGGGGUGUGCUCUACCCUUAUACCCAGGGGUUUACGCCAAAGUCUCGAGGUACUCCAAUUGGAUCGAUGAUUUGGUGCUUCCUAAUGCUUCCACAAGAAGCCAAGCCGGGGUGAUAGCUGGACUCUUACCUCUUGUGUUCGUAGUGCUUAAGCGAUAG